AUGCCGCCAGCCGAAAACUCGGAGGCUGGCCGUCUCUUGAAAUCUCAACCCCGCGAUUCUGCCUCUUACACCAUGGCUGAUAAGGAAGAAGAGCGCAAAGCCUACGGGGCGAUUAAUAAUGAUGGGAGGAGGAAUAGUCUCGUGGACGCUGCUGAUGACGAAGCAAUUAUUCCCAAGGGAGCUUUGGAUCCCGUUUAUGAGGCGAAAGCUCGUAUUCUGAACCGUGCAAUUCAAGAUCUCGGCAUGGGGCGGUAUCAGUGGGAGCUUUUCGUCGUCAUAGGCUUUGGCUGGGCGAGCGAUAAUCUCUGGCCAAUCGUCACGUCGCUUAUUCUUACACCUGUCGCCAAUGAGUUCAGUGUACGCAAUCCACCGUAUCUCACUCUGGCACAAAACAUUGGUCUUCUUGGGGGCGCAAUUUUUUGGGGAUUUGGGUGUGAUGUUUGUAAGUCGUCCAGCCAGUUCCCUCAAUCUGUUCGCUUAUUAAUUCUGUUAGUUGGUCGAAAAUGGGCAUUCAAUAUCACUCUCGGUCUUACAGCAGUUUGGGGCCUCAUUUCAGCCAGCGCCCCCAAUUUCGCAGCAAUUGGCAUUUUCGACGCAUUGUGGUCUUUUGGUGUUGGCGGAAACUUACCAGUUGACUCGGCCAUCUUUCUCGAGUUUCUACCGGCAUCUCAUCAAUACCUCCUCACGAUUCUCUCCAUUGACUGGGCCAUUGCACAAGUCAUCGGUACACUUAUCGCGUGGCCACUUUUGGGUAAUUAUACUUGCGAACAAGAUACAGUCUGUCGACGAAAGGAUAACAUGGGAUGGCGAUAUUUUACCAUUACUGUUGGUGGACUAACACUUCUCAUGUUCCUUGUGCGCUUUGUUUUGUUCAAGAUCUACGAGUCACCCAAGUAUCUUAUGAGCAAGGGUCGCGAUGAAGAGGCAGUUAGGGUUGUGCACACCGUGGCCAAGAAGAAUGGAAAGACGUCAACGCUCAGUCUAGAGGAUCUGAAGGCUUGUGAACCGGAGGGCUACGUUGCCCAGACAGAUACCAGCGCUGCGUUAAAGCGAUAUCUGGAGAAGGUCGACUUGUCGCAUGUCAAGGCACUCUUCGUCACGAGAAAGCUGGGCCUGAGUACAGGAUUGAUCAUGGCAGUUUGGGCACUUAUCGGUCUUGGAUACCCUCUCUAUAACGCCUUCAUUCCGUAUAUACAGGCGACUAAGGGUGCCGACUUUGGCGAUGGAAGCACAUACCUCACAUACCGCAACAGUCUCAUCAUUGCUGUUCUUGGUGUACCAGGCGCACUUCUGGGAGGGUGGCUCGUUGAGUUACCACGGCUGGGACGAAAGGGCACGUUGUCACUCAGCACCAUGCUGACCGGCGUGUUUCUCUACUGCUCCACGACUGCUACAACAAGCGAUGCCUUACUCGGCUGGCAAUGCGCCUUCAACUUCUUCAGCAACAUCAUGUACGCGGUUUUGUACUCCUUCACGCCAGAGCUGUUCCCCACGCCUCACCGUGGAACAGGCAAUGCGCUGUGUGCUUCUUGUAACAGAAUCUUUGGCAUCAUGGCACCUAUUAUUGCCAUUUUUGCAAAUUUGGAAACAUCUGCCCCUGUAUAUACAAGUGGUGCAUUGUUUAUAGCAGCUGGACUCUUGGUAUUGAUGAUGCCUUUUGAGUCUAGAGGCAAAGCUGCACUAUGA
This is a messenger RNA of Fusarium musae, 1686 nucleotides long. RefSeq lists its product as uncharacterized. Gene Ontology annotation, biological process: transmembrane transport. Gene Ontology annotation, cellular component: membrane. The transcript has 3 exons. The record is from RefSeq and is a predicted model, not a curated record. Bases 1 to 1686 code for a protein of 561 amino acids. Gene Ontology annotation, molecular function: transmembrane transporter activity. NCBI's taxonomy places the organism in Eukaryota, Fungi, Ascomycota, Sordariomycetes, Hypocreales, Nectriaceae.